This is a messenger RNA of Esox lucius (northern pike), 757 nucleotides long. It is a transcript of the gene mrps14, whose product is annotated as mitochondrial ribosomal protein S14. The record is from RefSeq and is marked provisional. Gene Ontology annotation, molecular function: structural constituent of ribosome. Gene Ontology annotation, biological process: translation. Lineage: Eukaryota; Metazoa; Chordata; Actinopteri; Esociformes; Esocidae. Gene Ontology annotation, cellular component: ribosome; mitochondrial small ribosomal subunit.
AUUCCAAGAUGGCAGCGGCCUGUAGGACUGCGUUAACGGGGUUAAAUGUUUUUCACUCCACAUUUUGUGCACCUAAACAGGCACUGAAUAGCUGCUGGAGUGUGGUGGAACAGGUCAGAGGGUACUAUGUUGAUUGGAGAAUGCUACGAGACGUGAAGAGAAGACAGAUGGCCUUUGACUAUGCAGAUGAAAGACUACGGAUCAAUGCAUUAAGGAAGAACACUGUACUCCCCAAGGAACUUCAGGCGGUUGCUGAUGAAGAAAUUGCAUCGCUACCACGUGACAGCUGCCCAGUACGAAUCCGUAAUAGAUGUGUGAUGACUUCACGGCCACGGGGAGUUAAGCGCAGGUGGCGUCUUAGUCGCAUCGUCUUUCGCCACCUGGCCGACCACAAUCAAAUGUCUGGAAUACAGCGGGCUAUGUGGUAAAUGAUUACUUGCAGUGAUGUGGUAAAACAAAAGGGUUGUAAAAUGCUGGUCACUAUUCGCUGUGAGUAAAAUUAUUCUACCUACUUGCUAACGAUGGGUAAAGUGUUUAGCCAACGUUGAAUUUAUGUGCAUUUAUACUCUAUAAAACUAUGGUUGAUUAGGGUACUUAAUGUCUGAUGACAAACACUGUACACAUGUUGUGCAAACUCUUAUCCAUCCAACUUGGAAUUUCCCGUAGGCUCAUUGAAGUUUGUCACUGACCGCUUAUUAAAGAAGUACAAUGGUAUACUAUUGUAGUAAAACAAAUAAAAUUUAUGUAUUUAUGAAUC